UUAACGUCUGAGAUCUGAAUGAUUAAGAUUCAGACCUCCAUUAAGUGCAAACAAAUGAGGCCUAAUUGUUGUUUGUCCAACAAACCAGUCUCACAUUACUCCCUAUAAGAAUGAAUGAUUUCCACAAAAAUCAAAGUAGUCGAGUUUCCACCUGCAUCAAAGACAUAGCAACUCAAAAUAUAGAGAACAAAAGGAACAUUAAUAUAAAGAAUCUUACAACUUUGAUUAGUACGAUUUUUAGAAAUCAGAAUUUCUAGACAAAUUUGAAGUUAAAAGAACUAUUUGAUUGCCUAAUGAACCUUGGUGAAUAUCAAAUGACUCAAUUGUAACCUACAUACAUCAAAGAUUAGAAGCUACCUAUAUAGAUUGUGGAUGCUUCUAUUCUAUAGCAGAUAUUACAUCUGCUAGAGCUGAAAGUGACAUGUCAAUGUUCUGAGCUUCCUGAACCAUAGCAGAAGACUUCUAUGUACCAUGAUUGUGCAUAAUACGACACUUUUAUGUACAAUAUUGCAGAAUAUAUAUAUAUAUAUUAUACGUCUCUAAAGCUAUUCAGUUCAAUCAUAUAUAGUUAAAUAGUAUAGAUAUAAUACCCAAAGAUGUAGUAAAUGUAUGCAUUCUCAAGCGCAUUACAAAUACAUCUUACUUUUUCAUUUGCUAUGACGCAAACUAUCCACCCAGCUUUGUAGCCAACCUUUGCCUUUCUAACACAGCAGCAUAUUAGAAGUUUUAUUACAGUACCUUCAAAAAGUCUCCAUGUUUCAAGUCUUUACCGAGGUCAAUUCUGUGAAAAUUAUUCUCAUUCGAUAGCUAUAUUGAAAUGCACAUAUAAACCAUGCUGUUGUAUUUUAUGAAAUAUAAAUAUAGCACAUAAAUUCACAUACCAAUGAGUACAAAUUUAAAGACCAUUGGAGCUAUAAUAUAAGGAAGUUAAUCCAUAUAGUGUUGUCUGCCUAUGAGUACCAAUUAGUCCCCAACUUAAAAUAACAGUGCAUCCAGAGGUCCUUACACCAGUCAUCUACUGCAAUGUUGCAACCAAUAAUAUUUUUCCUUCUCUAUUUUUUUAUAAGAAAAAUUUAUAUCAUUCUCCAGGCAAUUUAUCUAGAAUAAACCUCUACUAACCAUUUUAUUUAACAAUAAUAUGAAAAAUAAAAGUAUUGACAGUUCAAGAACUCAAUCCUUAGAAAUGAAUAUAAUGCAAUGUUUAGGAAAUUGGGUGCUACAAAAUUUGAGUUUUAACUUCGUCAUCCAGAAAUGAGUGCAGGUCUUUAAUGUGUUAAGAAUAGCAAGAGUCGUAUCAUAACCUUAAGAAACAAAAUAAAAAGAUACAUGUGGAUGACAUUUCCAUGUGAAUAUAUGCAAAGCUGUGUUGCCCUUCUUGCCACGCUUAAUCAAUAUUAGUUGUCAGUAUCUAGUAUUUCCUCGAUCACAGAACUAUCCUGACCUUCAACAGUGAUAUGAAGUACAGUUUGACGCUUUUUCUUGAUGGAUAUUAUAUCUGGAUCUAGCUCGUUAAGCGCUUUUAGAAUAUGUAAGGACACACACUUGGCAGUUGUGUUUAAUGCAUUUUUUCCAUUCUUCCUAACAAUUUAUGUGGAGCUCACCUGCAUUUAUGCAACUACUCAAAAUACAAGCCCUCUUUAUUUAGCUAGUGUAAAUGGAUAUUUAGAUAUGGUGAAGCCAUUUUACUUUAUAAAGUCUAGGCCACAUGGCCAAAUUUCCUUACAAUGCCUGUAAAUGACAUCAUGUGCUUUAUACUGUCAAACAUCGAAAAUACAGAAAAAUUGGGAUUGGUAGACACUCUUUUAUCUCUUUUAAUUCAAAAAACCAGUAUCCUCACCAAAACCAGUAUCCAACGAGUUAAAGUUGGGCCCAUCCCAUACUUAAAAAGCUUUCCAAAGCAGGCCUAACGGGUUAUAUAGCGGGUCGAAUAUGGGUUGCAGCCCACACGCUAUAACCCUGUGCUACUAUACUCCAACUCUUUCAGUUCUCUUGGCGCUUCUCCGUUGAUUCCAGAGCCAUUCUUUUGCUAAUGACAAUGUUCAGAAUCUUGAUUCAUUAUAAAAUACCUAGUCUUCCAUGUUGGAGUCGUGGCUGUGGGAAUCACAUUGUUCUUGCUUAUAAUUUGAUCCAUUCCUAUUCCGACAUUGCUUUCCGAUGUUUAUAAUCUGACUUCACAAUUGGUUCUUUACUGUCAGUGCAUACGUCUGUCACUAUAAUGGUUGUCAUGGUGACAGAGGACUAGUUAAAGUAUUCGAGCCCUAGCAAUUAGCAGAGAGAAGAUCUAAACCGCGCGAAGGAUGUCAAAGUCUCUCAAAGUUCUCAUUGAAGACCUGCUUCUAUUAUCAGAACCAAUAAGAGAAUCACUCUCCAAGGCACCCUAUACUCCUCCAGAGGGUUCCAGUGUCUCUGUCAAAUCCAUGCUAGUGUCUCUUCUUCCUUAUAGCAAAUCGCUAUCCAACUCAGAACUCUCGGAAACUGAAAUGCAGAGCAAAAUAAGGGAUUUUAGCUUAUGCUGUGCUGCAUUGGCUUCCACCUCAGAAUCCACCCACAAUCAGCUCUCUUGGGUUCCCAAUUUGCUAUCUAUUGCUGCUGCCUCUGCCUUCAAAGACCUAUCUAAAGCUUACGCUAGAAAAGUUGGUGGGAAUGAGUUGAUGAAAAUUGGCGAGCUGGAUGGGGAUUUGAAGUCUCUGCCAAAUGAGAAGAUGUUGGCCAUACAGUUAAUGCCUCAAGUGUUGCCUUUGCUAAAAGGCAGGAUUAAGGAGAGCAUGAUAGAUAAAUCAAUUGAUGGUGAUGAGAUAUCAGCUGCAAGCGCUAGAGUUCCAGGGGCAUACGCCAUUGUGGCCGCUUAUCAAUUUAGAUGGUUCAUUUCUCAGGUGGAUUAUCCUCACCUAGGAAAAGUGUGCUCUUUGGUGAUUCCAUGUGCCUUAACAGCUCUUGAUCAUUGGUCGUCUGAAGUAAAGGGACAGGGCAUGGUUAGCUUAAUACAUCUAGCAGAAAAUGUCAAUGCUGCUGAGAUUGGUUGGUAUGAAGAUGUAAUUCUUGAUGCUUGCUGCCAAAAUAUUGCUUCCGAUGAUGAGACAUGGGAGCGUGUGGUUCAAAUGUCUGUACUUAUGGUGACUUUCACCCAGAAAAGUAAUGCUCGAAGCAUAUGGUAUGAAAAAAUGUUGAAUGAGAUGUUGAGUCACUUGGAAAGGCAACCAAGAAACAAGGAGCGACGUAUUGCAUGGCUACAGCAUGUUGAGCCACUGUUCAAUGGUCUUGGUCUUGUGCUGCUAGCUCAUUUCAGGCGACUUUUUCCCCUUUUCUUCAAGUGGAUGCAUGCUGAUGAUGACAGAACUGUUGUACUGGUUCUUGAACUAAUCAAAACAGUUGUAAAGUUGACAUGGAUAAGGAAUUCGCCACACAUUGAAAGAUUGGUGGAUGAGCUUGUUAGUCUAUACAAGGAGGCAGCGCUGAAAAUUGCACGUGAAGAAAUUAGAAAACUUGUUCUUCAGACUAUAAUUUUGAUCCAACAAUCCAAGGGCUCGCAGUUCAAAGCCGUUUGGGACAAGCACAAGGAUGAUCCCGACUUGACAGUUUUCCAUCAUUCCUUUAGUGAACAACAGCUUGCAAUGGGAGCUGUUAAUGGUUAGUGGCUUGCUGGACUUGAAUACAUACUUGGCCUUUUGAGUUGCUGAGGGAGACAUUUUGGAGAAGUAUACAUUUAGUUCUUGCAUCAGUUUCCGUACUCUACAUAACUCGCCCGUUAGCUCUUCAUUCCUACAUAGAGUUGAGGGUAAUGGAGAAUUGUUUGGGUAGAAACAAUUGUCUAUUGGGGGGUCGUUCAAUGAUGAGAUUGUUAUGCUUUUCAACUAUCUAUCAGACGAAGGGAUUGAAAGUGAUUUGGCGUCCAUGUAAAUAGUUAGUUAUCUAUGGGCACAUACUUUCAAGUUUAGUUGUGUAGUCAAAAUUCAGUAAUUCAUAUUUAUUGUAUGAUUUUUCAUCUACUUAAGCUUAUUUUGCUGUAAUGUACAGUAAAUAUUCUAUCUUGUCUCAA
Molecule: messenger RNA, 4036 nt
Organism: Nicotiana tabacum (common tobacco)
Lineage: Eukaryota; Viridiplantae; Streptophyta; Magnoliopsida; Solanales; Solanaceae
Source: RefSeq, a predicted model, not a curated record